AUGAAACAGAAUCGCACAACCGAUAAACUACAGAUGGAAAUACUCAAACGAACCGUCUGUCGACUCAAGCCAGUACGCAAAUUCUGGGCAGCAGGAUCUCACCACUUUCUGCAGCUAGCGCUAUGUCUUAGUUUCUGCGUAACGCUGGCCAGCUGCAAUCGUGCUCCAGUAUUUCUGAUCGACGACCAUGCAGAGAUAGUGAUAAGAUUGAAAGAGUUCCCAGAAACCCCGGUCGGUACACUGAUCUACCGGUUGCGAGGUUACGACGCGGACGGUGACCCACUAACGUUUGGCGUACAGAAAAGUACCGACAGCCACAUCAUAAGACUGAAACAGAACUCUUCCAACGAAGCGUUCGUCUACCUCAACCACGAGCUGGAUCGUGAAGCACGGGAGGAGUACACGCUCAUACUAACGCUCACCGACGGUCGGCUGGGUGAGGGUAACUUUGUGACGCAAAGCUUUCUGCUGCUGGUGGAGGACAUCAAUGACAAUGAGCCGAUCUUUAAACCGUUUGCCUCGGUGCUGGAGGUGGCAGAAGACAGUCCGCCCGGUAUUCUUACUACGCUCGAGGCGGUGGAUAAGGACGAGGGUGCGUACGGGCAGGUGGUGUACUACAUACAGGGGUUAAGCGAGGAGAACAACGUAUUCACGAUCUCAACCACCAACGGGAAAGGUGUGGUACGGCUGACACGUGCAUUGGACUACGAACGGCAGCACUUCUAUCACAUCAAUGUGCUGGCAGUUGACCGAGCUAUACAGGGACGAAUCAACACUGGAACUGCAGCAUUGCUGGUAAGAGUGAAGGACGUAGAAGAUCAACCUCCAGAGUUUCUAGUGACCCAACCGGUGGUACGCAUCUCCGAGGAUGCUCCUGUCGGAACGGAAGUAUUGCGAGUCAAAGCGGUAGAUGGCGAUCGAGGCAUUAACAAUCGUAUACUUUACGGCAUCUCGAACAACGCCAGUGAGCUGUUUGAGAUCGAUCGUGUAAAGGGUUCACUAAGAACCAAGCAGAAGCUUGACAGGGAAGACUCCAAAAAUCCCAUUAAUGGAGCUUUUAUAUUAGAAGUGGUGGCCACCGAGGAGAGCAAGCAGCAGCCAGCACCUUCCUCCACCAUGGAGAUCACAGUGAUCGUGACGGAUGUGAAUGAUGAGAUACCACGCUUCAGAAGUGAUGGCUAUGAGUGUGAAAUCGGUGAAAACGCCCAAGAAAACACACUGGCCAGGUUCAUUGAUGGCAGCAUCAACGAGGUGUUUGACUACGACCAGGGUAAAAAUGGCACCUUCCGGCUAACGCUCGAUCCACCGAGCGCAAUCUUCGAGGUGAUUCCGAAGCGGGCGAUCAACGAGGCUACUUUUGGGUUGCGUGUAAAAGACCCAACACUGCUGGAUUAUGAGCGCAUGCGUGAACUAACGUUAACUGUGGUGGCAAGCGAGAUCGAGACACCUGCCCGUAGCAGUACGGCACAGGUUCGCGUGGUGGUGUUAGAUCAGAACGACAACUUUCCGGAGUUCGUCCAGCCAGCGUACGAAAUCGACGUGCCGGAGAAUGUGACGGCGGGAACGGUGCUAGUGCAGAUACAAGCCACCGAUGGUGAUUCCGGUGUGUUCGGCACGGACGGUAUUCGGUACACGAACCUCACCGGUAGUAUAUCGAGCUUUCUGCAUCUGGAUCUCCGCACCGGUACCAUCACGCUCAUGGCAUCCGACGGUCCUGUGUUCGAUCGGGAAAUUGUCCAGAAGCACUACCUCUCUGUGGAAGCUCGAGAUAACGAAGGCCGGGGAAAUCGGAACACUGUUCCACUCAUUCUGAACGUCCUAGACGUGAAUGACAGUCCGCCAGUGUUUGUUCAGAAGCGCUACGAAGUGAGGUUGAAAGAGAAUGCGUUUGAUUUCGAAUCACCUAUCACGGUGGAGGCACGGGAUAACGAUCUAGAAGGUUCUCCCAAUAGUGCGGUAGGAUACCGGUUGGUUAGCACCCACCAUGCGGAAUAUUUUCACAUCGAGCGCCGCACGGGAAGGCUGUCGGUGCGAGAGGCAGUGGAUUUCGAACGGCUGGAGAGUGGAGGCGGCACUGACACGCGCACCAUUUCACUGAAUGUCGAGGCUGCUGAUGGUGGUGAACCGGCCCUGACAGCACAGGUCGAGGUGAUGGUGUACGUGCAGGACGUCAACGACUACGCGCCCGUUUUUCUCGAGUCCCAGUAUGCGAUUGCUAUACCGGAGGAUACACCGAGCGGUCUGCCGGUUUUGCGAGUGACCGCAAUGGAUGGGGAUGGUUCGUUCCCGAACAAUCUCGUCACGUACAGAAUCCAGCAGGGUGCUGAUGGCAAGUUCGUGAUAGGGGCAAGUACGGGCGAGAUCUCGAUCACGCAUGGUGCAUCGCUCGAUCCGAACCUUCUCGGGCCGGAUGCACAGGGAUCGGGUUCGACGUACGUGCUGGAGGUGAUCGCUGCAGAUGGUGGCAAUGGAGACCAACAGUUGCAGGGGUCCUGUCUGGUGAAUGUGACCGUUACCGACGUUAAUAAUAAACCACCGUACUUCGUUGGCCCAACGGCGGUGGCAGUGCGCGAGAACACACCGGUCGGCACUGAGGUGUACCGGCUGAUGGCGAGUGAUCCGGAUGAUGGUGCAAUGCUGCGGUACUACAUCGAUCGCAGUCAGUCGGAAGGAAAAACCGAGGAGGGCGCUCUGGUGAAGCUGGACGAUUACGAUUUUGUGGCGGCAUUCGUUCUGAAUGAAACGAACGGUUUACUUAAGAUAGCAAAAUUGCUGGAUCGUGAAAAAAUUGCCGAAAUCAGGCUGGCCUGUGUUGUGGAGGACGUAGCAGCCGAACGAGGCGAUCAAAUGGCAAGCACCACGCUGAAGAUAACCAUUCUCGACGAGAACGACAACAACCCAAAGUUCCGGAAACCGUUCUACAAGCACUCUAUCGCCGAAAACAGUCAGUACGGUGUGACUGUUUGCACGGUGGUGGCCGAGGAUGCGGACCAGAACAAAACUGUUAAGUACAGUCUGGAGGGUGAUACGGGUGUGUUGGAUCUGCUGCACGUCGACGAUGAGACCGGCGAGAUUGUGGUGCGCAAUCGGAUCGACCACGAAGAGUACGGCUGGUUGAACUUCUCGGUGCGUGCGGUAGACACCGGCAGUCCACCGAGGGCAUCCUUUAUCGAGGUGUUCGUGCAGGUGCUGGAUGAAAACGACAACAACCCGUACUUUGUCGACAGUGUGAAUGAUUUCUACGUGUCGGAGAACGCCACCAUCGGCACGGAGAUAGCGAUCGUACUGGCAAAGGAUCUAGACUCGGGAGAUUUCGGACGCAUCACGUACAUUCUGGAUCGUGUUAGCUCUAAGGAAAAGUUUAGUAUCGACCCGGAGAAAGGUAUACUGCGAGUGGCUGGUGCACUAGAUCGAGAGGAAACCGCCGAGUACAUGAUGGCUGUAGAGGCGUGGGAUAACUAUCCUUACGGAUAUCUGAACGGAGAAAGCCGCAAUGCAUUUAAACACAUCCUUGUGCACGUGCUGGACGAUAACGAUAAUGCUCCGGUGGUCCAGAAACCGUCCGGUUGCAGUAUGAUCACAGAGUAUCACAACAUCCACGAUCCGAUCGUGAAGUUGCGUGCGACCGAUGCGGAUGAUCCGCUGAAUGGCAAUGGGCAGCUAAGCUUCGACAUUAGUGACUCGUCGGGGAUAUUCUAUAUCCAGCAGGUAUCGGCCCAGUAUGCAGAAAUAUACUCCCGCGGUCCACUGAAAAACCUUCACGGAAACUAUAGCCUGGAGUUGAUAGUGAGUGAUCUCGGCAGUGUACCAAAUACGGUGCGAGAUACGGUUGAGAUCUGUGUGACUGAUUUCAACGACCAUGCGCCAGUGUUUGUCGUUCCCAGCGGUAAUACCACCGUCAAGGUGUUUGAGAAUACGACGGUCGGUAAACCAUUCUUCCAAGUGCACGCGUACGACGAAGAUGUCGGUGAGAACGCCAUCGUACGGUAUCGCCUGAAAAUGGACGCAUUGGGAAAUUAUCGAAUGUUCACCAUCGACAAAGGGACGGGUGAACUUAGCCUUGCAGCGCCACUCGAUCGUGAGCAACAGACGAUGUACGAUCUGCGGAUCGAGGCGUACGAUCAGGGCAUACCCACUCCCCUCAGCAGUACCAUUGAUUUGAUCGUAUACGUACGGGACGUCAACGACAACCAGCCGCAGUUUUUGCUCAAAGAGAUAAGCCUCAACUUUACCGAACACAUGACACCGGGCGCGGAACGAAUUCGCCUCCCGGACACGGUCGACCAGGACUAUCUCGAUCCGCUCGAAGGGCCGUCACCGAGUGUGGUUUGUUACUACAUCGUGCAGGGCAAUGAGGAAGGACACUUCGGACUGGAUCCGGUGACGCAUGACUUAACGGUGGAGAAAGAGCUGGAUCGUGAGAAUCGAUCGCUGUACUUGCUGCAAAUUAAAGCGUCGGAGGAAUGUUCUAACGCGAACCUAUCGUCGGAAGCGAACGGACAUUCGGGCAAUCUACUGAAGGCUACAGUGUACAUAAACGACAUCAACGACAACUCACCAGUGUUUGAGUCGAAAAUAUUCACCGGCGGCAUCUCAACGUCAUCCCAAUUCGGGGCUACCAUUCUGCAACUGAAGGCUCAAGAUGAUGAUGAUGGAUUGAAUGGCUUGGUUCGGUACUAUCGGCACGGCGAGGUGCGGAAAACGCUUGCCGAAGGUUUGGACGAGUUGCGCAGCGAUCCGUUCCUGGUGGAUGCGGACACUGGCAAGGUGUUGCUGAACUUUUUCCCCCAGAAAUCGAUGCGCGGCUAUUUCGAUUUCCCGGUGACGGCGAACGAUUCCUACGGUUGUCACGAUCGUGCGCACGUCUUUAUCUAUCUCAUCCGGGAAGAUCAGCGCGUAAAGUUCAUUCUUCGCCAACGUCCAUCCGAGAUACGACACAACAUACACAGUUUUCGAGAGAUACUGAGCAACGUAAGUGGAUGCAUUGUAAAUAUAGAUGAUAUUCGAGUGCAUGAAAAUCCGGACGGUUCGGUGGACCGGACGAAAAGUGACAUGUUCAUGCAUCUGGUCGAUCAGAAGAACAACUCCGUCCUGGAGGUGCAUCAGGUGUUGCAGCUGCUGGACAAGCACGUGGAGAAGCUUGAUCGAUUGUUUAAGGAAUUCAAUGUCCUAGACACUCAGGCGUCCGAGCUGGUGCAGACGGCAGAAAUGGACGAGCUGUCGGUCAAUAUCAUCUGGCUGUUUGUGACCAACAUACUGCUCGGCGCGCUGCUGAUCGUGGUGAUUGGUCUUUCAAUAUCGCAACGAUUGUCCUACCGAAGACAGCUGAGAGCGGCCAAAAUAGCUGCGUUCGGUUCAUCCAGCCCAACUCGGAUGUACCAGGAGGUACUCGGUGCAGUGCCGAACACGAACAAACACAGCAUGAAGGGCAGCAACCCGAUCUGGAUCGGUAGCGGCAGUCCGGAGGGCGAAUGGCUGAAGGAUGAGUUUGACAAGUGCAAGGAGGCAAUCGACGCACAGUACGAGCGGUCCCUGAGCUCGGGCUUCUUCAUUGACAACUGUCUCCAGUACGAGGCCCGGAAGAGUCUCACCGGUGCGGAGGCGAACAACGCCGUCAACUAUCAGAUCAAGCGGGGCAGCGAAUCAACGCUCUGUGCACGCAACUUGGAGACGACCGAGCUGUAA
Molecule: messenger RNA, 5685 nt
Organism: Anopheles marshallii
Lineage: Eukaryota; Metazoa; Arthropoda; Insecta; Diptera; Culicidae
Product: cadherin-23
Exons: 13
Coding region: 1-5685 (1894 amino acids)
Biological process (GO): homophilic cell-cell adhesion
Cellular component (GO): plasma membrane
Molecular function (GO): calcium ion binding
Source: RefSeq, a predicted model, not a curated record